Molecule: messenger RNA, 270 nt
Organism: Prorocentrum cordatum
Lineage: Eukaryota; Dinophyceae; Prorocentrales; Prorocentraceae
Source: the annotation of a GenBank genome assembly
CGAACUACCGAUUGCGAUUAUGCAACCCACGCCACCAUCAAGAAGCGCAACGACCACGAGGACCAGCACGGCGUCUGCCACCGGGAAGAGGCACCCGGGAGCUUCGACUGCGGCGAUGCCCGCAUCCGCAAGCGCCCGGGAGACGUCGCCCUCGACGAGACUCACCCCUCUGAUUCCCACGCCAUCACGUCCAUCAGGAGGUGCACGCGGGACGCGGCCACCCAGACCCGCUUCGGCGGGCACGCCAUGUCUGACAACCACCCCAUCUGA